AUGGCUGCCGACUUCUGGGCGGGCUACCUCAGCGGAGCCAUUGGCAUCAUCAUUGGCAAUCCUCUUGAUGUUAUCAAAGUUCGGCUGCAGGCCGGCAACGUGCAUGCAGACACGUCGUCGUCCAAUCUCAGCCGCUGGGAAAGAGCAGGUUCUCUUGUCCGAGGUCAGUCACCUUUGAUUCUUAACGCCGUGGGGCUUUAUCGAAACAAUCUGUUGAUUGUUGCUAUAGGUGCCGCUGCUCCGAUAUUAGGUUAUGGAGCUCUAAACGCCAUUCUCUUUGUGGCCUACAAUCGAUCACUGAAAGCUUUGGACGGGUCUAUAUCCGAUCCCACCAAUCCGGUGGGGGCCUCCGCAUACAACAUCUGGCUUGCGGGAGCCGCUGGUGGACUGGCUAGCUGGACGAUCUCGUCGCCGACAGAACUCAUUAAAUGUCGAGCACAGCUAGAUCGCCGGCCAGAAGUGUCGUCGUGGGCGGUUGCCAAGGAUAUCUUCCGUACGCGCGGAUGGAGGGGGCUCUAUUAUGGUGGAGGGAUUACUAGUGCCAGAGAUGCAAUUGGCUACGGAUUCUAUUUCUGGUCUUAUGAACUUUGCAAACGAUUUAUGACUUCUGAUGAUGACGGUCAAUAUCAGGCCGCUGUGAAUAUUUUGCUUUGCGGUGGCAUCGCUGGCGUUGUUACUUGGGGCUCAGUAUUCCCUUUGGAUAUGAUCAAGACAAGAUUGCAGGCACAAACUCUUGGCCAUUCUUGCGGAACCGAAGGCCAGUUUUUGUUGCAGCAGCGACAGACACUGAACUCUUUCCAGAUUGCGAAAGAAACCUACCGCGCCGAGGGCAUCAAGGCAUUCUACCGAGGUCUUGGGGUAUGCAGCGUCAGAGCAUUCAUUGUCAAUGCCGUCCAGUGGGCAGCCUACGAAUGGUUGAUGAAGAGCUUCAGUCAAUGGGGCACACAGGUGAAGCUCCAAGAACCCACGGUGGGUCUGUGA
Molecule: messenger RNA, 981 nt
Organism: Penicillium brevicompactum
Lineage: Eukaryota; Fungi; Ascomycota; Eurotiomycetes; Eurotiales; Aspergillaceae
Exons: 3
Coding region: 1-981 (326 amino acids)
Biological process (GO): transport
Molecular function (GO): transmembrane transporter activity
Source: RefSeq, a predicted model, not a curated record